This is a messenger RNA of Phytophthora sojae, 984 nucleotides long. RefSeq lists its product as hypothetical. The coding region runs from base 1 to 984 and encodes 327 amino acids. Lineage: Eukaryota; Oomycota; Peronosporomycetes; Peronosporales; Peronosporaceae. The transcript is spliced from 2 exons. The record is from RefSeq and is a predicted model, not a curated record.
AUGGCGCCGUCUCCGACGAAGCUUCGCGGUCCGACCGUGACGUCCAAGCUCGAGCAGCAGGACGUGGGCCAGUUCCGCUCCAUCUCCGUGAGCGACGUCAACGACCUGGACGACAACAACGACAUCGAAGUGAUCAGCACAGCCGAAGUGGAGGACGAGGCGAUGUCCCGCAACUCGCGGCGAGAGGAGGAGCAGCCCAUGACCAAGGAGAAGCGACUCGCCUUCAAACAACUCGAACGCUGGCGUGUGGCCAUGAAGAAGCGCUCCAAGCGACUGCGACGCAGCAGCAUGCGCUGGAACGCCAAGACCCAGGCCUACGACGACGAACUCGAGUUCGACAACCUCUUUGGCACCAACAGCACCUUCGGACGAGAGCUUCAGGUCGUGAGUUAUCCGUGGCCGAUCUGGACUUUCGGCGUCUUGAUCAUGCUCGGAGCUUCGGUCUUCGUCCACAGCGUCCACAGUCAGAGAGGCGACGACGACAUUGGAGGAGGUAACCACCAUCACACGGACUGGUGGAAGUAUCUCGUGGCUGUGGCCAUCUACGUCUUGGGCUUCGUGCUCAUCGCCAAUGGACGAGUGGAGACUUUCUACAUGAACAAGGAGCUGUCUCGACUCUCGGUGCGCUCCAACAAGCCGCUGUGUCUGAGCACGCGCCACCUGCGCGUAGUGGAGCGAGACAUGCGCCACAUCACCAACAUCCGCGUCGAAGCUGCGGGCGAGUACAGUGGGGAUGUCGAUACGCGCACGUACAAGGUGCACUUCGACUUCGACGAUGGGAGCCACGUCUCGGUGCUCGAGAGCCGCUCCAAGCAGAAAACCAUGCGCAGAUGCCGCCACAUCAAGGCGUUCGCGGCUGCGUGUCCCCCGCCGAUCGCCCCACUGCGCUCCGCCUCGGAACAGUUCUCACCCGUGAUGAAGAUGACCUCGAACUCGCCACUGCGCCACGCCACGUCUUCACCCACCAAGCUCAGCCUCGAGUAG